AUGAGUUCGUUUUUAAUGAACCCCGUUUCUGGAGCUUUGCCGUCGAGUUAUCAGCAAGCUCAGCAUUUAUCAGGUGGUGUAGUCGUCGAUCCGAAAUUUCCGCCUAGUGAAGAAUAUAGUCAAAAUAGUUAUAUACCCUCGCCGACCGAGAAUUUUUUCGGGAAUCAUCAUUUGAAUCAGCCUCAGCAUCACCUGCAAUAUGGCUACCACAAUCAUCACCAAACUACGUCUUAUGGAUCAGGAGGCAUGCCAUUAUCUGGAACGGGAUAUGGUAGUUACGGUAAUUAUUAUCAUCAUCAACUGCAUCAUGCACCCCCUAUACAUUCGCACCAAAUUCGACCGCCUAUACUGCACGAGAAUCAACAGAAUCUCGUCAAUUGCGGAUCGAUAUCAAAUAAUCACAACCAAUCCUCGGUUGGCAAUUCCUCGAACAUUUUACAAAGUAUUUCGGACAUUUCAACGAAUGUUACGCAAGCCAGUGAUGUGAACUCUAGUGUGUGUAGUCCUGCUUCCGUGGGCCAUGGACAAGAAUCGAGGGGAUCGCCCCCGGGACAUUCGUUGCAGGAAUUAGGACUCAGAUUAGAGGAUAAUGUGUCUGACGAACCUGAUGAUAUAGAUGAUCAGGGUAGUUCUACAAACAAUGACGAAGAAGAGGAUGAUGAUGCGGAUGGUGAUAGACAGAUUUACCCCUGGAUGAAGAAAGUUCAUGUUGCAGGAGCAUUGCCUCUUGGAAUAACUACUGCUCUAUUAUGUAUUAGAAAAAUAUGUUAUUAA
Messenger RNA from Diabrotica balteata, 774 nucleotides. NCBI's taxonomy places the organism in Eukaryota, Metazoa, Arthropoda, Insecta, Coleoptera, Chrysomelidae. The record is from the annotation of a GenBank genome assembly.